AUGGUCUACUACCAGCGUCCCCAGUCUCCCCACAGAGACGAGGACCCCUACUACAACCACAACACCAAUAAUAACAACAGCAAUAACAAUACUUACAGAGGUGCCCCUGUAGACGUCCGCGACAACAAUAGGGACCGGGACCGGGACCGGGACCGGGACUACCACCGCUCCCGACGCUCCUCCUACUCGCCCGCAAGGGGCCGCUCGCCGCCCCGCGACGCACCAAAGGCCCCCCGUGCCUACCACGGGCCGUCCUCGUCCUACCGCUCACGAUCCGACUCGCACGACCGAACGAGCGGGAGAGGAGGAAACAGCGGCGGCGGCGGAGGAGGCGGGGGGUACUACGACCGCGAUGCUCCCCGGGACCGCAGCCGCAGCAGGGGCGACAGGGAGUGGCUUGGAGGACCGGCGAGUCGGGAUGUGAUCAUUGAGGGACUGGGAGCGGAUGUGGAUGAGGAUUACAUUAUGAGAGGUCUUCAAGAUGGAUUGCAAGUUGAGAACGUGGAGAAAGUCACGAUUAUUCGGGAUCGCAAGACCGGCAAUUCAAGGCAGUUUGCCUUUGUCCAUUUCUACUCGGUACCGGAUGCGCGCGCCUUCUUGCAGCAGUACUAUCCAAACAAGCUGAACCUUGGGCCUGGCGCGGACAGGUGCAAGGUGGCAUUUUCUAAGGAACGGGACAAUGAGGACAGCAGGAGAGGUAGGAGAAGAGAUGACGGCGAGGAGGAGUGGAAAUGCAGAGUUUGCCUUCUACUGAACUUUCCCAGACGCCAAGAAUGCUUCCGCUGCCAGACCCCACGCUCAGAAGUCACCUUGACUGGCACCUUAACCCACCCAACCCCAACGCACUUCACCAAUGAUGGAGAACGUGACAUGGCCACCUCCCCACCCUCCCAAUUCCUCCUCUUCCGCGGCCUCGAACCCUCCGUCACCGAAGAGCUCCUCGCCAAGGGCGCCCUCAAGCUCACCGUCCCGCCCGGAGCUACCCCCGAGCCCUCUCGGACUGGGCCAAUCGGCGCAAAGGAGUCAUCCGUUAAACGGGUUCUCCUUGUCCGCGACCGCAAAACGGACGAGAGCUGGCGAUACGGGUUUGUCGAAUUCGCGACGGCGCUGGAUGCCCAGGCUGCGCUGGCCGCGUACAACAAGACGGAGAAGUUCACAAUCAGUAGUCGCCCCGUCACGGCGUCGUAUAUACACCCGGGCGUGUUUGUGCCCGUGUAUAAUGCGUCGAGGGGCGUCGAGCGGUUCACGUUCCUGCCCAUGACGGCGAAUGUGGGCGGCGGGCUGAGACUGGCGUAUUGGGACGAUGAUGGCUAUGUAUCGGAAUUCAUAGUCUCGAAGCCCGAGCAGGAGCCCACCGCCGCCGAUGAGGCCGCCACAGCAGACUCCAAGAAGGCGACAAAGGGCACAAAAGACACCACAGACGACAAGGCCAAGACCAAAAAACGCAAAGCCGACAAAGACGCCGCCGCCUCCACCGCAGCACCCGGCAUCUCCGCCGCCUCAACCUCCAAAAAGGCCACCCCCGCCCACCUCCAAUUCUGGCAAAACCGCCACUCGGAGCUCCACGGCAUCAAGCCCGACACCACAGGCGGCGGCGCCGCAAACACAACAAGCACCGCAGAAUCCACCACAGGCUCCACCUCCGGCGACGACGACAAGACCUCCUCCGCCGGCGGCUCGGCCCCCAAAAAGCGCCGCACAACCACAGAGCCGGCCGCCGACGACACGCCGCGCGAGUCCUUCGCAGACAUGAACAAGCUCGCCUGCCUCCUCUGCUCGCGCGUCUUCAAGACGCCCGAAAAGGUGCACGAGCACGAGCGUGUCAGCACGCUGCACGCCUCGAACCUCAAGGACCCCGCGCUGCGCGAGGCGGCGCUCAAGAAGCUCGCCAAGGCGGGCAUCACCGCUGCCGCGGCCGCGGGCGCCUCGGCCACGCCGGAGUACCGCGACCGCGCCAAGGAGCGCAGACAGGUGUUUGGCAAGAGCACGGCGCCGGCGGCAGCGAAGAAGGAGUCGCCGCAGCCGCCAGCGGCGGAGGCGGAGGUUGCGGUGGCGCAGAGUAAGGGUGCGGCCUUGCUGGGCAAGAUGGGGUGGACGAGUGGGCAGGGGCUUGGCGCGAGCGGGGAGGGCCGCACGGAGCAUGUGGUUGCGGAGAUGUAUACGCAGGGGGCGGGGCUGGGGAUGAAGGGGGCGAGGGUGGGGGAUGUGGAGGAGGUUGCGAAGGGGGGGGGCAGCUAUAGUGAGUUUGUGAAGAAGACGAAGGAGAGGGCGUUGGAGCGGUAUAAGGGCAUGGAUUGA
Morchella sextelata is the source of this 2298-nucleotide messenger RNA. RefSeq lists its product as uncharacterized. The record is from RefSeq and is a predicted model, not a curated record. Gene Ontology annotation, molecular function: RNA binding. Lineage: Eukaryota; Fungi; Ascomycota; Pezizomycetes; Pezizales; Morchellaceae. The transcript is spliced from 5 exons. Gene Ontology annotation, cellular component: nucleus. Bases 1 to 2298 code for a protein of 765 amino acids. Gene Ontology annotation, biological process: mRNA splicing, via spliceosome.